UUAUAGCGGUCGGACUUCAAAAUGUCGGCGCCGGCGUUCAUAAACACAGCAUUUCUACUCCGGAAAAUUCGGGAUUUGCGAUCCCUCACACCGAGACGAACACGAGUGAAAACGAAAUGGGCCACCUCCCUGCCCAGGUACCCCGCCACCAACAUGGCCCUGCAGUACUUCGACGCCACCUACAGCCUCCAGCUGGGCCGGCUUUGGCCCUCGGUGCGGUGCAGCCUGCUCUCUGAGAGGAAGUACGGAGCUCUGCUCAACAACUUCUCCGACCACCAAGCCGUCGCGUCUGACCUUCAGGAACAGGGCUGCUGGGACUUUGUUAGCCCCGCACAACUGGAGGCUCCCUUGUCACCCAUCAGACCUGAGAUAGAAGGAGGGCCCGAAGACGUAGCCGAGAGGUCUGAACUCAAGGGGUCUCAUGGCAGCAAUCAAGACAAUUCCCCCCUCAGUCUCAGCUCCAACAUCAGGUGUUUUGUUUUCCCAAGAGCUGACAUCACAAGAUUCAAAUCGGCCAGACCAGAUCAGACCCGGCUGCUGGGAUACUACCUGAUGGACGCGGCCUCCGUCCUGCCCUGCCUGGCGCUGGACGUCCAGGAGGGCCACAGCGUGCUGGACCUCUGCGCCGCCCCUGGAGGGAAGACCCUGGCCCUGCUCCAGACGGAGGCCAUAAGGUUCCUCAGUGUCAACGACUCCUCCGUGGCCCGGACGUCCCGUCUGAAGAACGUCCUACACAGCUUUGUUCCCAAGCACCUCCUGUCCACCGACCGGCUGCGGGUCACAUCCUUCGAUGGCACCCAGUGGUCCGAGUUUGAAAGGAACACCUACGAUCGGGUGCUGGUGGACGUGCCUUGUACCACGGACAGACAUUCAGCCACAGAGGAGGACAACAACAUCUUCAGCAAGAUCAGGACGGGCGAGAGGAAGAGGCUCCCCCAGCUGCAGACGGACCUUCUGCUGGCUGGCAUCAAAGCAGCCUGUCCAGGGGGGGAGGUGGUGUACUCCACCUGCACCCUCUCCCAGCUCCAGAACCAGUACGUCGUCCAGCAGGCCCUCCACCUGGCCCGCCAGGAGGGCAUCCACCUUCAGGUGGUCUCUCUGCAGCCGCUGGUGCGCAGGCUCGGGGGAACCUUCCAUUUCGCCCCGGACCUCCUGCUGGGGGAGAUGGUCGUCCCCCACCUCACCGCAAACUUCGGACCCCUCUACAUGUGCAGGCUGAGGAGGCUGUGCUGAGGCCCACGAGGGGAACAGUGCACCUUCAACGACACGUGCGUGAGGACCACGCCCAUUGGCUCUUUGACCGUUGCUAUGGCCCAAGGGAAGGCCUAACUCCCCCCACCUCAAAGGCUCUUGUUGUUAUGUUGCAGACGGUCUGUUGGUCUGACAUUGUUUAAUGCAAAGGCCACAUUUGGAUGAAAUACUGGAAUGCGUUGACAUCUCAAUCAACACAACAUCCAAACCCCAUUUAGGACCAUCCUGAUCAAUAUUGUAAUAAUGGAGACCUGUAGGUCAGCAAAAACAACUAUGUAACCAAAUAUCCAGUAUUAUCCCCUAUUAAAGCAGUACAUGAGGCACGUUUACGUCCUGCUUUGAAUUUAAGAAUAAAAAUGAAGGAUCCUCUGUGUCCACUAGAGGUCGCCAAUGGCACACAGGUGAAAGUACUAUCGCUUUCGGCAGUUGAUUGGUGUAGAAGAAAACCUCGAUAUGCUGACAACUUUUUGUCAUUCAACCUCAUGCCCCUUUUUAAAAAAUAUCUACAUGUUAUUCACCAGGUUUGAUAACUUUCCCCCACAAUAUGCUCUACGCUGCAACACGGCGUGUAAUGAAAACGGAGGUAAUGAUACUGGUAAUAGCACUUGCUCUGCCUUCCCGCUGUUGAAGCUUCUAGACCUUUUCAUUAUCAUCGUGGAAUAUCUUAUCACCGUCGCUUAAAGGUGAAACGAAUUCUGCUCUUCAUAACAGAAAUGGGAGCAGAGACGGGAGUGAGAGAGAGAGCAGUGGUACCUCUUGUGUUCACUUCCCCUCAUCGAUGACCCCCCUUUACGUUGGGCUGGCCAGGCAAUGUAGCGUGAAAGAGGUGUGUGUGUGUGUGUGUGUGUGUGUGUGUGUGUGUGUGUGUGUGUGUGUGUGUGUGUGUGUGUGUGUGUGUGUGUGUGUGUGUGUGUGUGUGUGUGUGUGCGCGCGCGUGCGCCUAACGAGUCGGGGGGGCCCCACCCAAGUGUCAUCGGUGUCCCACUGUCAUUAAGCGGCUCUGCAGAGCCAGAGCUGGGGCCCCGGGAGCGCUGGGGCCCCUGGCUGGCUGGCUCCCAGAUGAACAUUAAAGAGCCGGGGAGGAGAGGAGCUAAAAUGGGGGGGGGGGCGGUCGCGCUUGGUGUUGAACCCCCACACGCUCCGUCCUUUUUAUUCCACAGAUGACUGCAGAUGAUUUUCUGUGCGAUUGUGAGUGAUUACUGUAUUACCGCCCUAAAAGGGGGAUGUAACGGCGACUGCGGAGGGAAUUAAUGACUCAUAAAAACUCUAUAUUCUCUCUGUGUAUUGAGUGCCUCCGUCUCGCGGGUCCGGAAUGCCUAUGCGCGCAUCUUGUGAUUACCUAAACCUUUUGUAAAUAUGUGUUUCCUAUGGGCGCGCCCAUAAAUUUACAUGUUUUAGCAGUCGGGAGAUGGUGCACUAUUAGGGCUGAGUUAUUCUCCACGCAGCCUCUCCAAACACUGUGUCUGGCUGGCUGCUUUAUUAUUGAAUUAGCCAAUGAUGCGCUGUGUGUUUGUAUCUCUCGGUGUCUGGGAGAUAUAUGCUGUGUAUUAAAAGAUGAUGGGUUUAACACCAAAUAACUAUCUUGUGCGGCCCAAUGUACUUUGUCAAUAAAGCGUUUUCUGUUUACUGAA
Gadus morhua (Atlantic cod) is the source of this 2882-nucleotide messenger RNA. RefSeq names its product NOP2/Sun RNA methyltransferase 4 (gene nsun4). Lineage: Eukaryota; Metazoa; Chordata; Actinopteri; Gadiformes; Gadidae. The record is from RefSeq and is a predicted model, not a curated record. The transcript has 8 exons. Gene Ontology annotation, biological process: rRNA methylation. Gene Ontology annotation, molecular function: RNA methyltransferase activity. The coding region runs from base 22 to 1233 and encodes 403 amino acids. Gene Ontology annotation, cellular component: mitochondrial large ribosomal subunit.